AUCCACAGCAAUCCACGACAGGCGACAGGCGGAGAUGAGCAGCCACAAGGACAAGAGGAAGCAGGCGAAGAUGGGAAAGAAGAAUGGCAGCGGCGAUGGUGGUGCAGUCAUGGUGGAGGAACUGAGGAAGCACCGCCCCAAGCUGGUGGCCUUUGACUUGGACGCCUGCAGCUGGGAGACGGAAAUGUACCUGUUGGACGGCCCGCCGUUCAGAGUGAACAAGCACGGCCAUGUGCAGGACAGAAGCGGGUCUGUCGUGCGGCUGUUUGACGACACACACGAUGUCCUGCACGAACUGUCCCACGCGGAGGAAUGGCAGCAAACACAGGUGGCGUUCGUGUCUCGCACAUCAUAUCCAGAGUACGCCUUUGAGUGCAUGUCUCUCAUCAAGAUUGGCGACUCCGAAAAGUCCAUGCACGAGGUUGCGCACCACCAUGAAAUCUAUCCCGGGUGCAAGGUGUCGCAUUUCCAGAAGAUCCACAAGCGCACGGGCAUCCCAUACGAGGACAUGGUGUUCUUCGACAACGAGUACCGCAACAUCCGCGAUGUGCAGCGGCUGGGCGUUGUGUGCGUGUACACGCCCGAUGGGUUCAGACGAAGGCACUUUGAGGAAGCUCUUGUGCAGAUGAAUGCUUCCAAGUAGCAAGCGGCACGCGUGGGCAUUGUCUGCUUGGUGUUGUGUGUUGCUGGGAUUUGCUUAGGCUCUUUGCUUGGUGUUCUGUUCUGUGUGUGUGUAUGUGUGUGCGUGUGUGUGUCUGUGUGCGUGUGUGUAUUAUAUGUGUGCGUGUGCGCGUGUCUGUGUGUCGGCACCUGUGCUUCUUCCCUUCAUCUCUUGCGCUUCCAAAACGUAAACGCCAUUUCAUGG
This is a messenger RNA of Salpingoeca rosetta, 865 nucleotides long. RefSeq lists its product as uncharacterized. The record is from RefSeq and is a predicted model, not a curated record. Gene Ontology annotation, molecular function: acid phosphatase activity. The transcript has 3 exons. NCBI's taxonomy places the organism in Eukaryota, Choanoflagellata, Craspedida, Salpingoecidae. Bases 35 to 643 code for a protein of 202 amino acids.